UUAAAAUAAGUAUUUUUCGUACACAGCCACACUCGAGCCAUGACGAAGUUUUAGCUUCGAAAUAAGAAUUAAAAGUGAAAAGCAAGAUAAAUAAUCGUUUUAUCAAAGUAAAUGAGUCAAGUAGCGUAUUUAAAUGUGAUUAAUUGUUGCAAGUGUUGACGUAUGUUGUUGUAUUAAUGAAAAUUUUAAAUCACGUGCCUUUACAUUGCUAUGUUUUGAUGCUAGUACAAAAUGGCGGACAUUUCCUUAAUCCAAGAUCACACCAUGGAUGAUUGCGAUGAAGGUGUAUUCGAACAAGGAGAUUGUUCAACGGACAGUUCUGGCGAUGACGAGCUUUUACCACCGUUAUCCCGCGUCCAGAAAUACGCUCAAGCUGGGAACAUCUACGAUCGUAAAAUGGUUGCCCGAAUUGUUCAAGAUUUGUUUCGUACAUCACCUCCGGAAAUUUUAGCCGAAGAACUUCCGAGUAUUAUGACCAUCGUUCGAUCGCUGGGUGAGAAAGAUGAGACGAUGGUUAGAGCCGAUCUUUUGGAUCAGGUACCACACAUAGCUUCACAGGCGUUGAAGUAUUCAAAUCGCGUGGAAGCGUUGAAAAAUGUUACCGGGGAUUAUCUGAUACCGUUGGUUGUACGCAAUUUAGGAAGUUCAGAAAAUGCUGUUGAUAAGGCGGCACAUACAACACUCAUACACCUGCUGGAACAAGGAUUAAUAACAAAACAACAGGCGGAAAUACAAGUUUGUCCUGCGAUUUUGGCGUUGUCGCAUGAAGAACAAAUCGCUGAAAUAAACACAGGGGCCAUAACAUUGAUGUCAAGAAUGGCACCACUGCUCGGAAGAGAUGUCACAGAGAGGGUGUUUUUGAAGAGGUUUUCGGAAAUGUGUGAAAGUAGUAUGUUUUACACGAGGAAAAUGUGUGCGGCACAUAUCGGCGAUUUUGCUGUUGUUGUGGGAAAACAACCGUUCCACAGAACUUUGUUGCCGUGUUAUAUAGCAUUGUGUGAAGACUCAAUAUGGGGCGUUCGAAAGUCAUGUGCUGAAGUAAUAAUGUUUAUAUCAACUGUAAGUGCACCCGAAGUACGUCGAAGGGUACUAGCACCGGUUUUUGCAAGAUUAUUGCAAGAUGAUUGUCGUUGGGUCCAAAUGUCAGCAUUCCAAGCAUUGGGGCCUUUUAUUAUAACUUACGCCAAUCCUCCUUUAACCAGCACGGCCUAUAAUAGUCAAGGCGAAUUAAUUUUUGUGAAUAAAGAUGGUCAAGAGUUUUUAAUGAAUGUUGCCAAAGAGACUAACGAUGUCCGAUUCAAAUACUUGCCACGUCAGCCGUCUCCUCUCAGUUCAGAUUUAAGCCAAUCGUGCAGCGAAGUAGGAAUUGGCGAUUGGCAAGGUGUUGAAGAUGUAUUGCAAGAGAAAGACGACGAAUGUGCGAGUAGCGAAUUGGAAAGCGAGCGAUUACCUGAGGAGAAUUUCGAUUUGGAUUCGGGUAGUUUGAUAGCGCAAAGCGACGAAGAUAUAAAAGAGAUUGUGGAAACGGUGAAAAAUGCUGUACUCAGCUAUAGAAACGUGGAACAAGAACACGGUGUGAUAGGCGAUAACUUAAAAACUAACUUAAGCAAUGCAAAUGUGAUAAGUAAUUUAAAAAAUGCGAGUUGUGAUAAAUUAGGUAGCGAAUUAGAUGCCGAAUUUGCAAAUUUGAGUCUGAGUAUAGACGAACCAAGUACGUCAAAAAUGUGUGAUGAUGUCGCUGAUGAUGGUGCGGAAACAACCGUCGAACAAAAUCAGGUAAUUUUGAAUAGUGAGAGUGAAAAAGAAGACGAUAACUUACACUUGUACAAUUCAUACAAUUAUUGGUAUAUAAGACCUGAAAUGCCAUUAGAUCUCAGUUUAAUCGAGGAGAUUCAAAUCGAUCGAGGUAAAGUGGACGAUACAACGGCAGGAGAUACAUUUGCUGAGAUUAAUUUAAAUGAAAAUUUGGCCGAAAGUAACAAAAAUGAUGCCCCAACUGAUACAGCUUCGGAGUCGAAGGAGGUUGCGAAAACCGAGCCGGUGCAAGACAUUGUUCCUCAAGUGUUGAUAUCUCAUUACUUUUUAAUGACGGAUUCUUCGUUUUCCUCAAAUAUAGACAACGAGAUGUCGUACCAUUGCGCCUAUUCACUGCCGGCAAUCGCACUAACGUUAGAAAAUAAAAAUUGGCCACUUUUAAAACGUACCAUCGAAUUAUUGGCUAGUGAUAUGCAUUACAAAGUACGAAGAACUGUAGCGAGUAGUUUACACGAAUUAGCGUUUAUUUUGGGUCAAGACAUCGCAUCGGAACAUUUAACACCAAUUUUCGAAGGCUUUAUCAAGGAUUUGGACGAAGUCCGAAUAGGAAUUUUGCGAAAUUUGGCCUACUUUUUAAAGAUUAUUAAACCGGCCAAAAGAUUGGCGUGCUUGCCUCGGCUACAGGAGUUUUUAAAAACGGAAACUGAAUGGAAUUGGCGAUUCCGUCACGAGUUGGCUAAGCAGCUCCUGUCUAUUGUUACACUCUUCAAACCAGUGGAUUCGGCCAAACAUAUUGGGGUUAUUGGGGAAGUUUUGCUAUUUGAUGUUUCCGCCGUGCGCCAAAUUGCGAUUUCUUUGAUCACCGAAUUGUUGAGGCACAUUUCAUCAAAGCCCGAUCUCAGCUCACUUUACCUAGUCAGAUUAGUGGAGAAAUUUGCUCAUUCGAAAAAAUGGAAGAGGAGACAAACGUUUGCCCUCCUGUGUUACAAACUUUUAUCGGCCAAAGCCUUGCCUGCGGAAAAAUUUGCAACCGAAAUUAUGCCUCAUUUGUUGGACUUGAGUUGGGAUCCAGUGGCUAAUGUGAGAUUAGUUGUGGCAAAAACAAUCGCACAACAUGUUAUUCCCAACGAGUAUUUUGCGGAUCCCAGUAAUCAACAUUUCGAUAGUUUAGGAACUGUAAUAAGGAGGCUCCAAGCCGAUAAGGAUCGUGAUGUGCGUCAGUAUGCGGAAAUCAGUGAUAAAUUUGAAUCGGUCUCACCUACACUUAGUUUGGAUUACAUUGACUAAAUAAAUUACAGUAAAGUUGUUUUGUUUUUAUUCUUGGGUUUAUGAACUUUGUUGUAAUUUUAAUUAAAUCUUGUGAGCUAUAUACAUUGUAAUAUUUAUCUAUAAGUUGUAAUAUAAGUAAAAACAAUAAAUUUAAACAAUUGUCCUACGUAAAGGUUUUUUCCUACUUACACUUUACCUGACGUAGUUAUAGAUAAUGCGCAAGUGCAGAAAGUUUGAGGUUAUGUAAUUCCUAACAAUUUGAUUUAUUAGUUGAUUCGGUUUAAAAUGAUGAAAGGUUCAAUAAUUACGUUAAUUCUCACCUCCCUUUGUGCC
Molecule: messenger RNA, 3357 nt
Organism: Tribolium castaneum (red flour beetle)
Lineage: Eukaryota; Metazoa; Arthropoda; Insecta; Coleoptera; Tenebrionidae
Product: serine/threonine-protein phosphatase 4 regulatory subunit 1
Exons: 12
Coding region: 232-3042 (936 amino acids)
Biological process (GO): protein dephosphorylation
Molecular function (GO): protein phosphatase regulator activity
Source: RefSeq, a predicted model, not a curated record